Selaginella moellendorffii is the source of this 1245-nucleotide messenger RNA. RefSeq lists its product as uncharacterized. The record is from RefSeq and is a predicted model, not a curated record. The transcript is spliced from 12 exons. Lineage: Eukaryota; Viridiplantae; Streptophyta; Lycopodiopsida; Selaginellales; Selaginellaceae. The coding region runs from base 113 to 1168 and encodes 351 amino acids.
AAGGAUUUGGUAUUUAGGGUUCUUGGGGAAAAUGAAAAUAUUUCCUUUCGUCUGUUCUGGCCGCCCUCGCCUGUGAGUGGACACUGGAGGGGAUCUCUCGCAGCUCGCGGCAAUGAUCCGCCGACUAUGUCGCAGCGAGCACUUCAAGGCGCUUUUUUCCACCCUCUUUGCGAUGAUGCUGGGGAUUUUUAUCGGCAUUACUUUCUCAGAGUCGAGCUUCUUUUUGUCGAUGCGAUCCAUGAUGGAAGACUGUAGAAAACCUGUGAUCUGCAAGGCUGCUGGGACAGAAACAUUGCCACCAACGAUUGUAGAAGGACAAACUGAUUUGUUUUUGCGUAGACUUUGGGGGAAUCCAGAGGAGGAUCUUCCCUUCAAGCCAAGAUAUUUGCUAACGCUUACUGUCGGAUCAAAUCAGAUGGAAAUGGUGGACAAAGCUGUUUCCAAGUUUGACAAAGACUGGAUGAUAGUUCUUUUUCACUACGACGCGCACACGGAUGCGUGGGAUCAGUUCGAGUGGUCUCAACGUGCCGUCCAUGUUAGCGUGAGGAAGCAAACCAAAUGGUGGUAUGCGAAGAGAUUUCUGCAUCCCGACGUGAUAGAGCCUUUCGAAUACCUGUUUCUUUGGGACGAGGAUUUGGAUUUAGAGCAUUUUGACGCGCAUAAAUAUAUCGAGCUUGUGAGGAAACAUGGACUAGAUAUAUCACAACCUGGGCUAGAGCCCGACAGAGGAUUGACUUGGCAAAUGACCAAACGAAGGGGCGAUGUUGAGGUUCACAAAACCACGGAAGAGAAGCCAGGUUGGUGUAGUGCAGGGCCUCACAAGCCUCCUUGUGCUGCAUUUGUGGAGAUCAUGGCUCCAGUUUUUUCGCGCAAGGCCUGGCGCUGUGUGUGGCAUAUGAUUCAAAAUGACUUGGUGCAUGGCUGGGGACUAGACUUUGGCCUGCAAAAGUGUGCAACGCCUGCUCACGAGAGGAUUGGAGUCGUGGAUGCACAGUGGAUACGACACAAAGGCGUUCCGUCUCUUGGCUCACAGGGACAAGCCGUCGAGGGGAGACCACCCUGGGAAGGAGUGCGGGAAAGGUGUAACAAAGAGUGGCGUAUGUUUUCUGAGCGAAUGAAGAGAGCUGAGGACAUUCAGAAAAAUGUAACCCUCAAAAGCCAACAUUAGUACUACAAAACAUAUAAGUCGAAUAUUAUUAUACCAUCUAACAUCAGUAAUUAAAUCGUUAAGCUUGGAAAUAUUUA